Messenger RNA from Daldinia loculata, 4113 nucleotides. RefSeq lists its product as uncharacterized. Gene Ontology annotation, molecular function: protein kinase activity; ATP binding; protein binding. Gene Ontology annotation, cellular component: cytoplasm; nucleus. NCBI's taxonomy places the organism in Eukaryota, Fungi, Ascomycota, Sordariomycetes, Xylariales, Hypoxylaceae. The transcript has 6 exons. Gene Ontology annotation, biological process: protein phosphorylation. The coding region runs from base 143 to 3706 and encodes 1187 amino acids. The record is from RefSeq and is a predicted model, not a curated record.
AAAUAUACCUUAGCAAGGCUGUAUUGAACCAUGCCAAUACCCCAUGUCCCCGCUGUCCCGUCAGCUGGUUUGAAAAUUGGGGGCUGGCUCUGAACACUUGAAAACUUCCCUUUGCACGUUAUAUCGACGCUAUUAGGAGACAAUGGAAGCGGAACGGAGGCAGAUAAAUGACGAGACACUGGCCAUAGCUUCGACUGAAACUUGGAAUACCUUCUUGUCAAGGACGUCGGUAUCCAGUCUCAGCUCUGCGGCAUUCUCAAACCCUAGCCAAACUGGCCAGGUCAAUGGCCUUGAUGACAUCCUUGACACUGUUAAAACGCUUUCUCUACGCCGUAUCCCAUAUGAGGAGAUUGAACGCCAGGAUGUCGUUGGCGAAGGAGAGACCUUCGUCGUUGAGCGCUGUGUCGUGCGAAAUCAAAUUCUAGCGAUAAAGCAUUUAAAAGCCAACCUGUCGCCCGAUGACAGCAUAUUUCGGCGCCGUAUUCGAUCCAUCAUCCUUGAGCUUCGUAUUAUGCGACACAAGCCUCUUCGAAGCCAUCCUAAUAUCCUCACAGUGAUUGGCUACGGUUGGAACGUGAGUAUAUCUAGGAUUGCGCCGUAUCUGCUUGUUCAGUAUGCGCCUUACGGUACACUUCGUCAAUACUUACAACACACCAAGUCCGAAACAUCAGUGGCGCAAAAGGAGAUACUGAUAGGCGACGUUGCAGCGGCGACAAGCGCCCUCCACCUCUGCGGUAUUAUUCACGGGGAUAUAAAGCUAGAUAACGUACUCGUGUUUCACUCGUGGGACCGCCCAGCUAAAUCCAUAGCUAAGAUUUCGGACUUUGGCCAUUCCUUGGUUGUCACUGGGAACGAAGACCCCGAACGAUACCUGAAAUACGUGGGCACGUUCAUAUAUAAUGCUCCUGAAGUUCAUAAUCAGACGGUUUGUCCAAUAGACCGAGCCGCGCUUAUUAAGUGUGACAUUUGGGCAUUUGGAAUUUUAGCAUGGGAAGUAUUCCUCGACGGCGAUGAAUAUACGAAUUAUAUCGCGAAGGUCGAACCACGGGCUGUUGACGAUAGCAAUGAACCUAUUAUAACAAUUCCACAUCGAUUUCUAGACCUAGCAAAGGCAUCGAUACCUUUUUCAAAAGUAAACUUACAAGGCAGCGUCAUCCGCUCGGCGUUUAAUAUGACCCUUCAAGUAGAUCCAACGAAACGCAUCUCCAAUCUUACGAAACUCCCGUUUUUGUCGAAGUGGCAUUCUGUUGGAGUUCAGGGGCUGCAAGCUGAUCUGGCACUUCAUUUCGGCAAUUCUGAAUGGUCUUAUGAAAUGUUCCGCCCUGAGAAUGGUAAAGAGAUCCCAUGGGAACAUGAGGUACAUAUAUAUCAAGGAUUACGUCGAGCCUACAACAGUUCGCACAGUCGGAACGGUGAUGCUGCCUGGCAACUUGCAUUAUGCCAGUAUCUCGGCUUUGGAGACUCUCCUAAUCUCGAAGCAGCUCAUCAAUUAGCUUUAGCUGCUGAGAGACUUGGACAUGCGGUUGCGACAACCUUCGCAUCUCUUCUAGCACCACAUGGUCCCUCUGAAUCUUAUCUUACCGAAAAGACUUAUGCUGAACGAAUAGUCAACUUACUUCGACAGAACAAUGCCGCAACUCCAUAUUCGCAGUUAGUCGAAGCGUGUUGUAAAGGAGAUGUCGAGACCAUCCUUUACUGGCUAGAGGUAAUAGUGGUAUCUGAUGAGACUACUGAAGGCAAAUGCGAUAUUCUACGAUUCCUAUUUGCGCUCGAAGAUAAUCCCCAACAAUCAGAGAUCCUAGAACGCUUAAGUUGGGAUGGAGAACAGUUACCGCUAGACCAGCCGACCAAGUCGGUAUAUAUUGCCCACAACCAAUAUCCGCUACGAUUAUUCGGAAGUCCACUAGUGUUUGCAAUAUCAGUCGGCAGUAUCAAGACUGUUCGUCAGUUGAUCUCGCUUGGCGCAAAUCCUUGCUCGAGAGCAUUCGCUCCGGAUCAAUUUCCUGAAGCAGACCAUCGCUCAAAAUGGACGCCGAUACACGUAGCCGUACAAUACCACUGCCCUGAAAUUCUAUCGGACCUCCUUAAAGUUGCGUUGGCCGCCGGUUAUAAGAGCGAAGUGCCGUAUGGCUGUGCACUAAGCUACUCGUCUUCCCUUGAACGUAUCGCAAUGCAUGGUAAUAAUCGUUAUACAUCGUUAGAAGCUGUUGUUUCUAUUCUAAAGGAGUCAGAUGAUCUGCUCGCCACAACACCGAAUGGAAUGACAGCUCUAAUGCAGGCGAUAGAUUUUCAGGAUGCAGAUGUGGUUUAUGCCCUUUGUAUGGCUGAGAAAAGAAUAGCUAUCACACCCUUCCGUGACCCUCGAAACUCGAUCAACUUCACUCACCCAAUUCACUUCGCAGCUCAGAUCGGAUCUCGGCGUGACGUUCCUGAGGUAUUGCGAAUUAUAGAAGUUAUUGCAAAGGACAUGGACUUCAACAAACCCCUAUACGAUAAUUUUGGACGCACACCUCUUCAUUUGGCAGUGACCGGUCCCUCCAAGUUGGUAGCCUCGUGGUUCUUGGAUAGGAAUGUUGGUUUAUUAAAUAUGGAGGAUAAGUUUGGCAUGACUGCGCUUCAUUACUGCGGUUCAGCCGCCAAUGCCAACCUGCUCCUCUCUAAAGGAGCAGACGUUAACUACACCAAUAAAUAUGGAAUGGCACCCUUACACUGGGCUUGCUAUCACGGUAAUCUAGACAUUGUCCGGUGUCUUCUCGAAAAUAACCCGCUGCUCAACCUAAAGAACAACUCCUACGGUACCCCUUUACAUUGUGCUAUCCUUCGGGGUUCAUUAGAUGUUACAAUCGCACUGCUCGAGGCCGGAGCCCCUGUCAACGAGGUGGAUAAGUUUGGAGUGGCGCCGCUACAUCUGGCUUCGUCCUUAUGCCGCUACAAUAUCAUUCGAAGCCUCAUGCAGCACGGAGCAGAUAUUCAUUUGCUAGAUCCGAAAGGUCGCACAGCGGGUACAAUAGCCAAAGAAUUAGGGACAAUGGCGGGUAUUAUCGCGUCUGAUAUUCUAGAUGAUGACAGCACUGUACCGAUUGAAGCCUUGUAUGCCCGACGUCUAGAUACCGGCUUCGAAGACACUAUCAUCACCGAAUCCCAGGCUACGAUAACAAAUCCGACGCUUGGGAAUAAUACUAAUGGAUUAGAGGUAGCAGUUGGUAGAUUUGAACCUCCCGACUAUGCUGGACUCUUCGAGAUCACUGCUGAGCAGAGCACUUUGAAUGAAGAAGAUGAGGAUGAGCCUGAACUCCAAGAACCGGAAAGGAAGCCCGCAGAAUUCAUCUACCACCUUAUUGAAGAAUACUCAUGUCCCGCCAGUGAUGCUAGACAUAUCGCACAUAAGCUCAUACCAGUUCUAGAGAUUGCUACGUAUAUCAACUUUAAGGAGAUAAGCAAAUAUGUCAACGCCGAAACACCUUGGUUGACUAUGUCAGAAGAGGCAAGUUACUUUGAAAAGAUAGUUGGAGACAAGAGAUCGAGGGUGUUUGAGUCCCUAAAGGGGGCUGUAGAUGUUAUACGGGCUCUGCGUCUUGUCCGGGAGCCCGAGGAUGCUUUUGCGAAACUAUACAGUACUGUUGAAGAAAGGCACAACUUCGACGACUCCAUAACCUGGUAUACGUACGACCGAUCCAUGGCGAUUAGUUUGGAGCUAAAUGGCUAACAAAAUCGACCUUGAAGAAACUUGGGUUCACAACCCUUAUUGCAUGCCUCCGGAUUACGUAUCACGAGAAGGGACACCAUCAUCGCAAAACGAGGAUGAAGAAGGAACAACAUCAUUAUUACCACGGCGAGAAGAGGGCGAGGAGGAGACAUCAUUAUCGGAUAACGAGGAUGAAGAAGGGGAUGGAGAGAUAUUAUUGCGAGAAGAGGAGGCGGGGAAAGGGAAAGAAAUUGCAAAAGUAUAAGAAGCGUUAGUUAUAGGAUCUUAUCAUACCAUUCUAGCUUCCUAGAAAAUCCGAUCUACUCGCUUGGAAGAUCAUACGCAAGCGAGGGGCAGAGGCUUAGCUUUUAUAUGAAGCUCAUACCAAGUAAAUCCCUAGGCUAGUCGUGUAUAAGUUUUAUAUUCUG